AUGGGUAUCGCAUCGGGUAUCGGACACUUUUUCGAGUCCAUCAUUGAGGUUAUUCAGGGCAUCUUUACCGCAAUCUUCAACGUCUUUGCCCUGGCUCUACACACUGUCGCCGACGCCGGCAAGGGUGUUGUGCACUUUAUCGAGGGUACUCUUGGUUUCGCGAUUCACAACUUCUUCAUCCUCGGAACUGUCGCCGCUGCAGUCCUGGGAUACCUGUACUAUCAGCAGCGCCAGAAUGGCUCGACCAGGGUCAGCAAGACCUUGAAGUCCAACUAA
This is a messenger RNA of Pestalotiopsis fici W106-1, 276 nucleotides long. RefSeq lists its product as uncharacterized. The transcript is spliced from 2 exons. Lineage: Eukaryota; Fungi; Ascomycota; Sordariomycetes; Amphisphaeriales; Sporocadaceae. The record is from RefSeq and is a predicted model, not a curated record. The coding region runs from base 1 to 276 and encodes 91 amino acids.